AGUAGCGAAGCCUGCCCUGCUCGCUGGCUGGGAUCUGCAUCCGGGUGGCGGCUUGCGGCUGUGUCCAUUGUCUGGGUUACCGGCCCGGACUCCGCCAGCGCGGGGCUCUGCGCUGAGGAGCCUGAGGGGUGGGAAGGGGACCGGCGCGUCUGCUGCCGCCGCCCGAGCCCGCCCUUCGCCUCCUUGUCCCGCCGCCGGCUUUAUGGAUCGCAGUUCGAAGAGGAGACAAGUGAAGCCUUUGGCAGCUUCACUGCUGGAAGCUUUAGAUUAUGAUAGCUCAGAUGACAGUGAUUUUAAGGUUGGAGAUGCCUCAGAUUCUGAAGGAAGUGGUCGUGGGAGUGAAGAUGCAUCAAAGGACAGUGGUGAAGGUUCCUGUAGUGAAUCAGAAGAAAAUGUCUUGGAGGAAGAAUUGGCAGAAGUGAAAGUAGAGGAAGAACAGCAACCGAAAACUUCUGCUGGAGAAACGAUGCUUACAACAGAGAAAGAGGUGAUUAAGACUGAAAAAAAAGAACAGGAGGAAGAAGAUGAGAAGCCAAAAAAGAAAAAAGAAAAGGAGAAAGAAAAAGCAACUGAAUUUGAUGCUGCUGCUGAUGAGCAAACAAAUGAACCAAAAAAGUGGAAUUUGCGUAGGAACCGACCUCUGCUGGAUUUUGUAUCGAUGGAAGAACUAAAUGAAAUGGAUGAUUAUGACAGCGAGGAUGACAACGACUGGCGACCUACUGCUGGGAAGAAGAAGGGAAAAACUGCAUUGCGGAAAGAGGGAAGUGAUGGAGAUAAUGAGGAGGAUGAAGACGAUGGAAGCGGUAGCGAUGAGGAUGACAAUGAUGAGGAAGGCAAUGAGGAUAACAGCAGCACUGCUAGUGAUGGUGGAUCCAAGAAAAAGAAAAAUAAAGUUCUUAGCAGGAAUAGUGCUGAUGAUGAGGAGCUGACAAAUGAUAGCCUGGCUCUUUCACAAAGCAAGAGUAAUGAGGACUCUCUGAUCCUUGAAAAGUCUCAAAACUGGACCUCCCAGAAAAUGGACCAUAUUCUGAUUUGCUGUGUUUGUCUUGGGGAUAACAGUGAAGAUGCUGAUGAAAUAAUCCAGUGUGACAAUUGUGGAAUAACAGUGCAUGAAGGUUGCUAUGGUGUUGACGGAGAGAGUGAUUCUAUUAUGAGCUCAGCUUCAGAAAACUCCACUGAACCUUGGUUUUGUGAUGCAUGCAAAUGUGGGGUAUCUCCUAGCUGUGAACUAUGUCCCAAUCAAGAUGGAAUCUUCAAGGAGACAGAUGCUGGCAGGUGGGUCCACAUUGUUUGUGCCCUCUAUGUUCCAGGAGUGGCAUUUGGAGAUAUUGACAAGCUGCGGCCAGUAACGCUUACCGAAAUGAACUAUUCUAAGUAUGGUGCCAAGGAAUGCAGUUUUUGUGAAGACCCUCGUUUUGCCAGAACUGGUGUUUGCAUUAGUUGUGAUGCUGGCAUGUGUAGAGCUUAUUUCCAUGUGACCUGUGCUCAGAAAGAAGGCCUGUUGUCAGAAGCAGCAGCUGAAGAGGACAUAGCAGAUCCUUUUUUUGCUUAUUGUAAACAGCAUGCGGACCGGUUAGACAGAAAAUGGAAACGGAAGAACUACUUGGCUUUACAGUCUUAUUGUAAAAUGUCCCUGCAGGAAAGAGAGAAACAGCUCUCGCCAGAAGCGCAGGCCCGAAUCAAUGCCAGACUGCAGCAGUAUCGUGCCAAGGCAGAAUUAGCUCGUACCACCAGGCCUCAGGCAUGGGUUCCCAGGGAGAAGCUGCCACGACCACUCACUAGCAGUGCUUCAGCCAUACGUAAGCUGAUGCGCAAAGCUGAAUUAAUGGGAAUUAGUACAGACAUCUUCCCAGUGGACACUUCAGAUACCAGUUCCAGUGUGGAUGGAAGGAGAAAACAUAAGCAACCGGCUCUGACUGCUGAUUUUGUGAAUUAUUAUCUUGAGAGAAACAUGCGCAUGAUUCAGAUCCAAGAAAAUAUGGCUGAACAGAAGAAUAUUAAGGAUAAACUAGAAAAUGAGCAAGAAAAACUUCAUGUGGAAUAUAACAAGAAAUUGAACAUACCAGCAAUUUUACGAGCACCCAAGGAGAGGAAACCAAGUAAAAAGGAAGGAGGAACACAAAAGACGUCUACGCUUCCAGCAGUACUCUAUAGUUGUGGAAUUUGUAAGAAGAACCAUGAUCAACACCUGCUCUUACUGUGUGAUACCUGUAAACUACAUUAUCAUCUCGGCUGUCUGGACCCUCCUCUUACAAGAAUGCCAAGGAAGACUAAAAACAGUUAUUGGCAGUGUUCAGAGUGUGACCAGGCAGGCAGCAGUGACAUGGAAGCAGAUAUUGCCAUGGAAACCUUACCAGAUGGGACCAAGAGAUCAAGGAGGCAGAUUAAAGAACCGGUGAAAUUUGUUCCACAGGAUGUGCCACCAGAACCAAAGAAGAUUCCAAUCAGAAACACGAGAACUAGAGGACGAAAACGAAGCUUUGUGCCUGAAGAAGAAAAGCCUGAGGAACGUAUUCCUAGAGAAAGACGGCAAAGGCAGUCUGUUCUACAAAAGAAACCCAAGUCAGAGGAUUUAAGAACUGAAUGUGCUACAUGCAAGGGGACUGGAGACAAUGAAAAUCUAGUCAGGUGUGAUGAAUGCAGGCUCUGCUACCAUUUUGGUUGCCUGGAACCUCCUUUGAAAAAAUCUCCAAAACAGACAGGCUAUGGAUGGAUUUGUCAAGAGUGUGAUUCUACUUCCUCUAAAGACUCCGAACCGUCAAAUGAAGUGGUCUCAGAGGCCCCAGGUAAUGUGGUACCCUCUACCUCAAGAAGCAGCUCUGAAGAGCUGGUAGCGGUGGCACAGAAACAUCCAGAAGAGGAAGAUGAAAAUGAAGCUAAGGAAGAAAAUCCAUCCCAAGACCUGAACAUGGAACAGAAAAAUUCAAAAAAAUAGAGGAUUGCUGUCAUGUUUGAAAUAUUUGCAAGUUGUGUAACAGCAGUUAAAGUUUCUCAUUGUAAAAUUUACAGAACAUUCUCAAUAAAGUCAUUGAAAAUUAAAA
Trachemys scripta elegans is the source of this 3041-nucleotide messenger RNA. RefSeq names its product PHD finger protein 14 (gene PHF14). The record is from RefSeq and is a predicted model, not a curated record. NCBI's taxonomy places the organism in Eukaryota, Metazoa, Chordata, Testudines, Emydidae. Gene Ontology annotation, biological process: regulation of transcription by RNA polymerase II.